Messenger RNA from Thyridium curvatum, 552 nucleotides. RefSeq lists its product as uncharacterized. Lineage: Eukaryota; Fungi; Ascomycota; Sordariomycetes; Thyridiales; Thyridiaceae. Gene Ontology annotation, molecular function: carbonate dehydratase activity; zinc ion binding. The transcript has 3 exons. Bases 1 to 552 code for a protein of 183 amino acids. The record is from RefSeq and is a predicted model, not a curated record.
AUGCCGUCGCCGACCUCGAUCACCCCGGAGUACGAAGCGGCCAAUGGCAAGUAUGCCGCCGCCUUUGACAAGGGCCAUUUAGCUCUCCCGCCCUCUCGGUACUGCCCGUGCAUGGACGCCCGUCUGGACCCGGCCCAGGCGCUGGGGAUCGAGCUGGGGUCCGCCCAUGUGAUCCGCAACGCCGGGGGUCGAGCCGCUGACGCUCUGCGGUCCGUCAUCAUCUCGCAGCAGCUCCUCGGCACGCGAGAAAUCGUCAUUGUGCACCAUGUACAGAAGCCCAUCCGACAUCAUCUGACCACCAGUAUCUUACACAUAUAUAUAUGGCAGACCGAUUGCGGAAUGCUCACCUUCUCCGACGUCGAUCUCAAAGCAAAAGUUCGGAAGGAUUUAGACCAGAACGUCGACCACAUUGCGUUUUUACCCUUCAGCGACCUCGAGCAGAGCGUCCGCGACGACAUUGCCGUCUUGAAGAAGAGCCCGCUGGUUCUGGACGUGCCUAUUACUGGCUACAUCUACGAUGUCAAAUCCGGCACGAUCGAGGAGGUUAAAUAA